AUGGCGACCACGACUCAACAGAAACUCCACCAUUCUACAUCUCAUACUCGAACCCUAGAUCUCGCCUCCUUCCGUUCCUAUAUCCCUUUGGCACUUACCGAUUCUUGUCCCUUCCUCGAGACAAACGUCGGUCACCUAAACUCAAAUGCUCUAAGGAUACCUGCUCCACCAUUUUAUUUAAGCGGACCAACUUUUGGAGAUGCAGAAAUAGACAGAGCAUCAUUGAAGAUUGGAGAAAAGAUUGCAUCUGGAUCAUGUGGUGAUUUAUUCCAUGGAGAGUACCUUGGUGUGAGUGUGAAGAAGGAUGUGAUCGUGACAAACUCUUCUUGUGCAUGGGUUUGCUAUGAAUCAGAUGGUGAAAUUGAGGCUCUACGUGAAUGGCUGGAAGAUGAUGAUCCAAAAGAAAAACAACUGAAAGAAAACAUUAAAAAAUGGCAAAGGAACAAACCCAAUGAUUUAAAUGAUGAUCACAUUGUGGGUCAAGUUGCACUUCAGUUCAGGUUUACAAUAUCCAAGGAUGACACAUUUAUUCUUGAUGGGGUUGGCGACAAAAAAGGAAUUGAAGAAAGAUGUGAACAGUUGAGAUCAUCAAUUAAAUUGAGCACUUCUGAUUAUGAUAAGGAGAAGCUCCAAGAGAGAUUAGCAAAAAAUUCUGGUGGUGUUGCCAUUGGCGGAGCGAGUGAAGCUGAAGUUGGUGAGAAGAAGGAUAGAGUUACUGAUGCUCUAAAUGCUACAAAGACUGCAGUUGAAGAAGGAAUUGUGCCAGCUAAUUUUGAUCAGAAGAUUGGUGUUCAAAUAAUUCAAAAUGCUCUCAAGUCAGUAAUCAUGAUCAGUUGCAAGUCACAAGUGGAUGAGCUGAGAACUGUAAAGGACUACUGGAAUUUACUUGUGUACACUGACUUUAGAGGCUAUAGUCCACAGACAUGGGAUUCUAUGUGA
Lactuca saligna is the source of this 939-nucleotide messenger RNA. Lineage: Eukaryota; Viridiplantae; Streptophyta; Magnoliopsida; Asterales; Asteraceae. The record is from the annotation of a GenBank genome assembly.